Messenger RNA from Dromaius novaehollandiae (emu), 7128 nucleotides. It is a transcript of the gene SMPD3, whose product is annotated as sphingomyelin phosphodiesterase 3. Gene Ontology annotation, molecular function: sphingomyelin phosphodiesterase activity. Gene Ontology annotation, cellular component: extracellular region; cytoplasm. The record is from RefSeq and is a predicted model, not a curated record. Lineage: Eukaryota; Metazoa; Chordata; Aves; Casuariiformes; Dromaiidae. Gene Ontology annotation, biological process: sphingomyelin metabolic process. The transcript has 8 exons. Bases 482 to 2470 code for a protein of 662 amino acids.
CCCGGUGCUGAGUCUCCCCCCGGCUCACGGAGGCUCCGGCGGCGGCGCUCCCUUCCCACCGCUCCCCCGGGCGGCGAUGGCUCCGGCGCCCAGCCGCCCCCCCCGGGCACUGUGAGCGCCCGCCCGCCCCGGCCCGGCCCGGCCCCCGGCGUGGAUGCAGCAGCUCCAGGCGCCCCUGGCUCCGCGGGGGGACGCGGCAGGUUUUCCUUCUGCCUCCUGUGAGAUUUGUUAUGGCAACCUGCAGUGAACAAUGACAUCCUCUGACAAAUAUAGAUGCCAAAAAGCCAGACGAAAACAGUGGCCUUGUUUCCUUUUUACUCCAACACAGUGAAAUGGUGCUCUUACAGUUUUAUUAUUGACUCUUACUGGGAAAAAACCUCCUGGCUGGACAGUUUCCCCCAACCCUCUCCCAGUGUUCUGAUGGAUGGCUGACCACGACAUCAUGUAGUAGGCCCUCAAGUGUUGUCAUAACUGAGUUGCAAUGGUUUUAUACACUUCCCCAUUUCCCAACAGCUUUCUCUCCGUUCUGCAUUCCUUUUCUUGGGGCCUGAUUUUCCCAUGUUAUUGGUUUGCAGAUAGGCUUGUGGCCUCUUUUGUUCCAACCACCUAUGAAAAACGUCAAAGAGCAGAUGAUCCAUGCUACUUUCAUGCACUCUGCAUCAUUAUUACCACCCCCAUCUACUUGGCACUGCUGGUAGCCUCUCUUCCUUUUGCUCUGAUUGGCUUCCUGUUAUGGUCCCCACUGCAGUCAGUCAGAAGGCCGUAUAUCUACUCCAGACUGGAAGACAAGAGCCAUGCCAAUGGAGCCACGCUGCUCACUGAAUGGAAGGCUGCAGGAAAUGGGAAAAGCUUCUGCUUUGGCAGUGCUAACGUUUGCCUGCUGCCAGAUUCUCUGGCAAGAUUUAAUAAUGUUUUCAAUACACAGGCUAGGGCUAAAGAGAUUGGCCGGAGGAUCCGAAAUGGGGCAAGCAGACCACAGAUCAAAAUAUAUAUAGAUUCUCCUACUAACACAUCCAUCAGUGCAGCAAGUUUUAGCAGCUUGGUCUCCCCUCAGGGUGGAGAUAGCACUAAUCGUACUGUCAAUGUUGGCAUGAAAAGGACAACAUCAAUGGAGUAUAAAGGAGACAAUUCUGGCUCAAACAACGGUGAGGAUAGUAGAGAUGAUAAGGCUGGAGUUGGAGAGCCAAACGAAGGAGAAGAUAACUCUUGCAUUGUCCGCAUAAACGGAGAGGAUAAUGGCCACGUGUCAGACGCAGAAGCAGAUACCAUCAAUGGCCAGGCUAACACCAGUGGCCCAGCAGAGCAGUCCCAGGAAGGCGAUGCAGAGAACUCAAAAACACCUAACCACAGGCAGAAGGAAGGAGAUUCUGGGAGUUUGGACAGCUACACUGCCUCACGAGAGUCCUUAGUUAAGGUUCGCAUUGGAGAUGGUACAGUGGACCAAAGCACUGUCAAUAACAAGCUUCUCUACAAAGCUUCAAUCAUGAAGAAGACUUCAGUGCGGAAAAAGAAACACACAGAUGAGACCUUUGAUCAUGAGAUCUCGGCUUUCUUCCCUGCCAACUUGGACUUUUUGUGUUUGCAGGAAGUGUUUGACAAAAGGGCUGCAGAGAAAUUGAAAGAGCAGCUUCAUCACUAUUUUGAAUACAUUGUCUAUGACGUUGGCGUCUACAGUUGCCAUGGCUGCUGUAGCUUUAAGUUUGUGAACAGUGGUCUGCUUUUUGCCAGCCGCUAUCCUGUUAUGGAUGCUGCUUAUCACUGUUACCCCAAUGGAAAAGGAACGGACUCCUUGGCUUCCAAGGGAGCCUUGUUUCUCAAGGUGCAAGUGGGAAGUACACCUCAGGACCAAAGAAUUGUAGGAUAUAUUUCCUGUACUCACUUGCAAGCUCUUGCAGGAGAUACUACUGUUCGAUGUGAGCAACUGGAUAUGCUUCAAGAUUGGCUGUCUGAAUUCAGAAAAUCUACCUCCUCCUCCAGCACAGCCAAUCCAGAGGAGCUGGUGGCUUUUGAUGUAAUCUGUGGAGAUCUCAACUUCGAUAACUGCUCCUCUGAGGACAAGCUGGAGCAACAGCAUUCUCUGUUUACACACUAUAAAGACCCAUGUCGAAUUGGUCCUGGGGAGGAUAAACCAUGGGCAAUCGGUACCUUGUUGGAUCCCGAAGGACUGUAUGAUGAAGAAGUGUGCACUCCAGAUAAUCUGCAGAAGGUGCUGGAAAGUGAAGAAGGAAGGAAAGGCUACUUAGUCUUUCCCACCAGCAAGAACCAUAGUUCCAGUCAAAAGGGGAGGAAGGCAUCAUUGAAAGGCAAUGGGAGGAGAAUUGACUAUAUGCUUUAUACAGAAGAAGGUCUCUACCUGGAAUGGAAAGUGGAAGUAGAAGAGUUCAGCUUUAUUACCCAGUUAGCAGGCUUGACAGACCACCUACCGGUAGCAAUGCGUCUAAUGGUGUCAACGGGAGAAGAUGACCCUUAAAACUGACCAGCUUUGAGAGAUUAGAACAGGGAAACAUUGACGACAUUAAAAAAAAAAAAAAAGAAAAAAGAAAAAGAAAAAAAAAAAGAACAUAAGAAAGAACUAUUCUGGUGCCACGUUAGGAAAGAUGACCAGACCUGACCCAGGCUGCGCUCCAGAAUGUACCAACAAUAGAGGAUAUAAAAAGGGAAGAAAUUGAAGGGGUCGUGGCCAAAAAACCACUGUCACAAGUUGCUCAGGCAACAGGGCAGGCCUGUAUUACAAUGCUUUCACUGUGGACCGAAAGGAACCAAGAUGGACGUCCUAAUUCCUUCUGAACCAGUGCCAUUCUUAUUAAAACAUGUUUUUAUACUAAUAUAUAGCACAAUUUAGUUUGUAAUUAGUCUGUGAGUUAGUGCUGCUCAAUGGUUUUUUGCAUAAUUUCUUUGUAUAACUAAGAAGCUAAAGCUUUUUUCUUUUUUAGCCUGUUAAAGUUGUAGUAGCGUGCUUGUAUCAGUAGCAUGCGCCUGCACUGCAUGCCACUCAGAUAAAAUAGUAAGAUACCAUGGGGAAAAUAAGAAUGGAAGUAAAAUCAAAAAUCAGAAACCAGCAAAAGUAAGGCAUUCUGGGACUGGCAAACCCUUCUGUCAUUACAGAUAGAUCUUAAAACAAAACAGCUCUAUUCAGUUUGCAGACCAAUAGUCUCCUGAUUAAGGAUACUUAAAAAAUUAGGAAUUAGACUUCAAAACACCAAAAACACAGUUCUACCAUCCUAUUCCAACUGUGUUCCUAUUACAAUUAUGAAGUGUUUUGUCUGAAUAAUGACUCCAGAAUUAGACCUUUAGUUUUCUAAGCACAAGUUAGUCUUUGAAGAAGAAAUACAGUUCCCCUGUAAUGUCCUUUAUUUCCUUCCCAUAUGUGGGGCAGUUCUGAAUUAUGGUAUGGGAUGAUACAUAGUGUUACAGUAGAGUGAAUAGAUUCCUGUAGUACCAUUGGUAACAUCAGAGUCAACAUUCUGCCUUGGCUAGAAAGAGUAAAUGGGAAAUAGCUUGUAAAAUGCAUGCUAGAUAUAGAGUUCAAAUAAACGUAAGUGACAUUUUUGGAAAACAAGUAUAGAACAGUGUAUGACUGAUAAGGCAGGGUAGCAUAACACUUUCCAAAGGAAUCAGUACACUUAAAGGAAAGAGUAGCAUGGCUAGCUUACAGAAUAAAUAGAAAAUAGAACUGUGACUCUCAGUGUUGAGUAACUUCUGAGCAGAAGGUAGGCUUAUGUCUGCGGGACACAAUUCUGCAUGUGUUAUGCACAGACUUUAAUAGGGGGUCUUGUCAUCUAAUUCAUAUUUUCUUUCCACUGCUGCCCUUUACUGUGGGGCUCUUCUCUGCCAUCUUAUCCCAAUGACCUGACCUACUCAACCUCUGUAACCUUAACAGAAAAACUGAAGAGCUAAGAGUCAGAUCCAUAACUAGAUUUCUUGGCAUUUUUAGGGAUUUAAGUUCAGAAGAGAGCAAAGGUGUCGCCAGAACAACAACAAGACCCCCUUGCUUUUUAAUCCAAUACUUUGUUUCUUCUGCCUAUUUCCCCUUACAUUACAAAAUCCCUGUGUUGAAAAGAGAAGAGUUAAUCUAAAACUUGGACUUACUCCUUUAAGUAAACUGUUUUAGUUAUGCUGGCCACAAACUCCUGAAGAUGCUCUUGUUUUGGUUUAGUUUACACCUGCUAGGAAUCAGCUUGUGAUAAACUAAACUAGAUUUAAAAUAAAAAAUCUCAGUCUGCACAGCCUCUUGUACUGGCUUAAUUAGCUACAAGAAAUCAGCAGAACUUUUACUUAGAUCAGCCGGAUAUUCCAAGCAGAGAAACUCUUAAUAGUCAUGAAAGUACUAACAGUAUUGGCUAAUUCCAAGUAGGCAGUAGGGGCCCUUUUCACACUCUCCCAGCAUGCCCGAUCUUGACAUGUUUUACACCUCAUUUUCCAGUCCUGGCAUCCCUUCAGCAGAGACUGCCUCUUACAAGUGUAGUGUGCCAAACCAUGUGGUAGUCUGCAAAGCGCAACCCAUGGAGACUCAAAAACGGAACCAGACUCAAUUCCCCUUUUUGAUAAAAUUAGGAAUUCAAGUUUACAGCAUCAGAGACUUCAGUGUGCUAUCCCAGUGCACAGUUUCCCACUUUGUAUGUUUCUCUUUAUACAGAGAGCGCACAUACGCGCAGUGUGUUUUUCUGGUUUCUUAUCUCUCCAUCCAGUUCAGAAAGACUUGUACCUGAAACAAUGCUUUUAAUCCUAUUUUCUACCUUGCUUGUAUUUUAUUAACCUUUUUAAAAAAAACAAACAGUAACAGUAGCAAUUUGUGUGCUGUCCAGCAGCUAUUUCUCAGUAGUAAGAUUAAAUAUAAGGUACAGUAUUUUUAAUAGCUUUCCUAACAAUGUAAAUUACAAUUUGAUAUCAACUUCACUGAGUAUCAGUUGCAGUAGCUGAAUUUGACACUGUGGGAUAUAAUCAUAAAACUCUACUGCCAAACAAUCUUACAUUAUUUACAGUAAAACUAAUGUUGUCUAAAUUACUUUUAAAUUAGUUCUGUGACUUUGUGCUGACUAAACACAUCAGGCACUUUUGUCAAUAUUUUGAGAUAUGUUGAGAAAUUUUUUUUCAAAACUGAAGUAAACUGUUUUAGAUUUUGAUGUUCUUAGCUUUUCAGUGAUCAAGAAAUGGAUAGUUGUAAAAUGGUCUCUUUAAACAACACACAUACACAUAACCAGUCUAGGUAGUUCUUACUAAUUUACUGUCUUAAGGAUCUAACUUUGCAAGAGAGUGAUGCUGGGAGGUACAGCAUUGUGGCACCACUGUACAAAUGCUCCUUGCUUUUUUGCAUUGAUCCUGUGCCUUCUGAUGCCUUGAUAUGCUUGCAGGAGUUAGAGAGCACAUAUACUGGUAAACUGUAAAGAAUACACUUUCCUUUCUAGAAAAGUAACAUCCUGGAGAACACCAGGUUGUCUACACUACUCCUACAGUUCCAUACACUAGCUCAGAAAAAAAAUCAUUCAGACAGUAACUAUACUGACAGGGUAUCAAUCAUAACAAGCCUUAGACAGAUACUAUGUAAUAGAAUAUUUGCAUUAAAAUAGAAACAGGCAGAACAUCCCUAGGAAAUUAAACUGUGGAUAGCUUUUUGGAUGUCAAUCCCACCUUGCCUAAGGACAGCAUGACCCACUUUAUUAGUAGGAUGUUAUGUAUAAGAAAUUUGAGUUAAACUUACUGUAUCGUGCUUACCCCACUUUGUACAGGGAUUUCACUUAUCUUCAAGAAGUGGGUGAUAAUGCUAUUCUUGGUUUAAUAACUGCCACUCAACAUGGAUACUGUAGAUGAAGUGUCACCUGUUUUUAUAGAAGCUAGAUAACACACAACAAGACAUCUUCUGUUUCUCGUGUUCAGUCUGCAUUUUACAACAGCAGUUCAAGAACAACUGGACAAAAGACACUUAAAUGAGUACAACUGAAAACUAGGAACUUCCAGAAGAUUCAAGGAUGUCCGGUCCUUACAGCAUUGGUACCUUUAAAUCAUUUUAAAAACAACAACCUACAGAAAGGAGUAUGUAGCCUUUCAGGUGCAUUCAGAGCCACUAAUCUGUGCACUGUUUGUCUGGAGGUCUGAAAGGGAUACCCGAUCCAGUCGCUUUGCACCACAGCUCAGCCACUGAGGACACGGAUAGUAACGCUUGGUGUACAGCUUUAUGCUAUGUGAAAGUGUUUACCAUAACUAAAUAAUCCAAGUGGUGGCCAGCUAGUUUUAUCAUCGCCACAAACUGGAUGUUUAAUAGAAGUUGUCUAAAAUAACUGAACAUAAACUGUACCACACACUGGCUUCAAGAGACGCUUGCAGCCAAUGGAGGUGUGGCCAGCUUUAGAGAAACCCUUGAGAAAGUUAUCUCACGUACUGAGUUUACCUACCUUGUGCAAGUAUUAUUACAAUGUUUUGUCCCAGAAGCACUCUCAGCUAGUCUGGCUAGACCCUCAGUUCUACCUGUUAGAUAAGACAGUAAGAUUUAAGGAACUUGCAAUUCUGAUAUUUUUUUUAAAUGGCCUGUGGUGGGCCAGAUUAAGCAGAUACGACUGUCUUCAGUUUGGUGUCUGAGCUACCCUUGGACCACAGAGCAGUGCAUCAGUGUCAGCACAUAUCAUCAGCUCAGAAAUUGAGCAUUUUCCCCUCCUCCUGCAUUACAGGAUGAGAAAAGAAAUGCCUACUAUUCAAGCACUUUGAAAAACUCCCUAUUUUUAUCAUCCAUUAUAAUGAGGGUCAAAUUGUUACUGAAGGUCUCAUUUUUCCAUAUCAUCUUGUUUUAAAUAUACUCUUGAUGCUUUUAAAAUCUUGUAUUAUUGCUGAAGUUUAGAAAUCCUAUAAUAAGAAUAACCUUUUUUAUUUCAAUAAUUUUUCGGUAUUGUAUCCUUCUGGGACCUAAUGUUUUUAUAUGGUAAGCACACACCUUCUGACAUUUUGUUAUAAAUGUAUUAAAAAAUAAAAAACUAAGUAUUUUCACUGGUUUCUUUGCCUCUGAGAAAACCACAAUCUUACACCUGACAAAAACAAGAUAUUUUGAACAAGAGGGAGGUUUUUUUUGUCCUUUAUUGGUGCUGAAAGGAAUAACUGGUUGAUGCAAACAAGGUAAUAAAAAUUCAAGGCUCAAACAUU